GUUGAUCCCGCUCUCGUUACCAGAAUAGUGGACAGGGUGAAAUCUCAAGGAAUUUUUGAUCAGUUUCGCCGUGACUGUCUCGCAGAUGUGGACACAAAGGGAGCAGUGGUUCUAGUCCUAUGGUUCUUGGAGUAAAAGGAUCUCCUGCAGACAGUCCUCUUCCUGGGUGGAGUGCUGCUAACACCUCUCUGCAGUCUUCAACCUCCUUCCCCAAUCAGCCCCCACUUCCUGGUGAAACCCCAGACCAACCCCAGCCUCCACCCUUGCCAGAUUCAAGCGCCGUCCAGGAAAAGCCUCCUCUACCUCGCUCAAGAGAAGCAUCCCCACCUCCAUUGCCACCAAGCACGAUUCCAGAGAGAACCAGGCACACAUCUUCUGUGUCCUCUUCACCAAGUUUGGACUCGAUAUCAUCUGAUCCGCUUAGCAUUGACAGCGAGGAAGAGAAGCCAAAGGUAGUCGUGAAGACCAGUCCACCAAAAACUGCAUCUCCUGCCUCCUCCUCCAAGUCCACUCCAGGAAAGGCAUCUACUGGGAAGGUCGCCCUAGGAAAGAGGAGAGUGAUCCUGAAGAAGGUGGUGGUUCGGAAAGCAGAUGGCACCAAGGUGGUCCGGGUAGUCCGGAUGGACCCCACUAAAGCAACAGCCAAAAGGCUUUUGAUGAGGGCCACAUCAAGAGCUGCCGGUGAUCAGGGUGGAUCACCCAAAGGGAAACCCAUCUCUCUUGCCAAAGUUAAGACAGAAGAGGGUAGACAGCAACCUGAGGAAGAAGACAGUCCUGUCAAGAGCAUCAAACUGCCGGAAGAUGAUCUCUCAGGUGAUGUCCUAGUCAGUCCAUUGCUGGGCAAAAGGAAACAUUUGCCUAUCGACACCAAAUAUUUGAAAGUGGCUGAAGCUCAAGAUCCUCAAGUUGCUCUUCAAGUCAAGGAUGAACCAAUGAGCAGUGGGGAUGAGGAGAAAUGGACUCCCAGACCAGAAAGGCCAAAGCGCAGAGGAUUCUCAAGGGAAGAAAUAGCAGCUGCCCACGAUGCCUCAGACAGUGAUGAGGAAUCAAGGCCAUCCCCUGUGAUUCCCAAGGAGGAGGACAGUCUGUCCAAGGACUUGGAGGAUGUAUCCUCUUCAGGAUCAGACAUGGACUUUGAAGAAGGAACUAGUAGUAACUCUGCUCCAGAUAGAAGAGACUAUUUCCCUGCUGAUGCCUCUGACUCUGACAGUCAUGUGUCUGAUGUUACUGUUAGCUCUGUGCAUACCAGUGACCUUUCGUCAUUUGAUGACAAGAUCAGUUCAUCAUCCAGUUCAUCUUCUAGCAGUGAAGAAAGCGAAGAAGAUACCGAUGACUAUGGCAAAAAGCCUGCAAAGCCAACGGACCAGUCCAGGGCAGAUGCCAAGCCCAUGCUUCUGGCCUCCAAGGAGGAGAUCCUCGACCGAAGCGUGUCUCCUGCAUCAUCCGGUGGAGGGAAGACAUCUCCUAGGCCGGUGGUAGAGGCUAGGUGGAAGAGACAGCACAUGGUGGACAUUGAGGAUGAGGAGACGAAAGCAGACAGGAGGAAGAGGGCGGAUACGAAAGUUUGGAUUGAUCAGCAUCACCAAGCUUCUGGAUCCAAAGCCAAGAAGGCGGAGGCUAAAGAAGAGAGAGCAAAGCGCAGGCAACAAAUGAAGGAGGAGAGAGAACAUCUGAGGGAAAGUGCUACAAGUCCAUCUCAGAUAGAAACCAGGAGACAGAGGAGAGGGAGAAGUGAAGACGAAGGAGCCGAGAGCAAGCCUUACACCAAGCAGCAGCUCAAGGAACAGAAGCUCCAAGAGAAGCGACGAGAAGCCAAGCGCCAGCGCAGCCUCCUAUCUCAGAGUGAAGACAGCCCUGCAGCACUGGACUCCAAACCCAGGAGGGAGACCGAGUGGACAGCCCCGCGUAUCCUCAGACAGGACUUCCUCAUCAAGAAGCGACGGGACUCCCAGAUUCCUUUCCAUCACCUGCUCACCUUGGACAUGGCUUACAAGCAGCUUCUGAAGAAGAGUCAGCAGAGGACCAAGUUCAUUGCUAUGAGGGCGAGGGAAGAGAAAGAAGGCAAGAAGUCGUACAGCAGGUUUACCUUCCAUGCUCCAGGCAAGAAUGUCAGAAAGUCCAGAUGGCUGCAAGCAUCGGCAGAGCGGAAGAAGUGGAAGUCAGAGAGAGAAGCGCCAUCCGCACCAGAGGCAGUUCUGGAAACGGUUGCUAUGGAUGAGGCUGAACAGCAUGAGGAAGUGCAAUGUGCCAAUGAAGAGGAUAGGCUGGAAAUGAUAUCACCUACAAGCCCUGAUGAAGCUCCUCCAGAACCUGAGGAAGACAGUAAGGGUGGCUCAAGAUAUGAAUCUAUCAAAAGUCCUGAAACUGAAUUAGACAUUGAUCAAUUUGGAAAGAGUAGUACGGAUAAGGUUGAUGAGCUAGAGCCAGAGAGAACUGAUAAUACGGUAGACAGUGAUAGACUUAGCAGUGAGAAUGUGGAUAUAGUACUCAAGGAGAAAACAGAAGCUGAAACAGGAUCAGAGUUUGGAAAAGCCAGUGAUGAUACUGCCAAUGACACCACUGAUGUAAAGAUGGAAGAAAACGAAACACUGAGGGUGUCUCCCAGUCAAGUAAACAUUGGUGUCACUGAUACUAAAGAAUGUGAUACUAGUUCGGACAAAGAUAGAAAUAUUAAAGAUGAAGAGAUGGAUGUGGCAACAGAAGAGAGGGUUACUCCAGAGGAUCAUCAUGCUGAGGAGGAUGCAAAGUUGGAGGAGGAGGAAAAAGAGGAACCACAAGAAAAUGAUGACAUUGACAAAGAACAGGAAGUGGACAAAGAGGAAGAAGUACAAAUCAGUACAAAAGAUGAUGAGAAGAAUACUGAUACACCUGCAGAAGACACAGUACCAACCUUUGUCGUGCUCGAGAGAGAAGAGAUAUCAAGCGAGGAAGGGGAUUUUGAUGACCCUGAGAGAGAUAUCACAGAGGAGCAGGUUUCUUCUGAAGAUAAAUCGGUGAAACUACCCUCCAUAUUCCAGCAGACUGAGGCAAUAUCUUCGGAUGAAGAGCUUGAUGAAAUCAUGCCAUCUUCAUCAGGGAAGGACAAGGCGGAUAGGGAUAGGGUAGAGGAGAAAUCUGAAGGAGAGGUAGAUGAAGAAAUCCCACCCCUUGCAGAGGGAGAAUCAAUUACCAAACUCACUGAAGAUAUAUCAGGAGAUGAACUCUCUGAUACUCAAUCUGUAGAGAAUCCACCAACUCCAACCAUGGAUGAACCGUCAGAGUUUGAAGGAAUCAGAGAAGGGAGCAAUGAUGGACAGGCAACUAUUCCCAUAGUACUUGUUAGUAAUCCUGGUGGGUCUGGUAAAAGUCUUGGACAUAGCUAUUCCACAGGAUCAUCAAGUGAUGCAGAAGGAACCAGGACAAGGGAAAGCACUCCGAAAAGUGAUGGAAAAAUCCAAGAAAAGAUUGAAGACAGCAGAAAAAAAGAAGAAAUUGAAGAGGGAGAACUUGCAGAAAUGGAAGAAGGGGAAGUUUCAGAGGAAAAGGAGCAGGCAUCAGGUCGUGGGUCACGCUACAGGAACGUUAGUGGUCAAAGUGAUCCUUCGGAGGAAUCAUCCGGGUAUGGAAAGCGCCCACGUAGGAGAACCUUCUCCCCACAUCAAGGCAAAGAUGAUGAGUACUUGUACUUUGGUCUUGGAAAGCGGACACGGCGACAGUCACCAACACCACCAGCCCAGUCUCCUACUCCUCCGACACAAGGAGCUGCCCAAAGGAAACCCCUCACCAGGGAACGUUCAAGAUCUGGCGGGAUGGCAGCUGGCCAGGCCAAAGACUCCCCAGGACCGGUCAAGGAGCAGGAGGAGAGGGUCCCUUCGGCCCCGACAGAGCGUCGAUCAUCCCGCUACUCCAGGAGAGUGUCACCUCCUAAUAGGUACUCACCGAGCGAGCAGAGGGCAGCACCCAAGGGCAAAGGCCAAGGCGGUGUGACCCCACCAUCUGCCCCAUCGACAUCAUCGCCUUCACCCUCACCACAUGACUCUGACCAACCCUCUGAACCCCAGCAACCACAUCGUCACUUCACCCGACGGAUGAGUGGGAGAGAUGAGGAGAAGAGGAGGCCUCAUCGCUAUGAAGACAUGUAUUACUAUGACAACAAGAGAUCAAGAGGUAACACCAAUCAAGCACCUGCUUCAGGUAAACCAGCGAGGAGGACAUCAGGAGGAGAAGAAAGGAAAAGGAAGCGAUAGAUGAUGAAUUAUAAAUGAGAAUCUGGGCAGCUCAAAAGUUCAAAUUUAUUGACAUUCCAUUGAAAACAUGUUUAAAUUUGAUGUAUAGGUUCUGUAGGAUGUCAACAAACUUGUGCUUCUGAUUCACAUGAAACGUUCCUCUGAUUCUGAGAGAUUGCUCAAUUAAUUUGAAGGAAGAACUAAAGAUCAUUGACUACAUGUACUUUUGAAAGCAAAAAAAUGUACCUGUAUUGCUGUUCUCAUCAAUUUGACAAAGGUACAUGCAUGUAUACUUCAUGGUGCAAAUACAAUGUACUUUAUUUACAUUAAACAUGUGUAUUGCACAUGUGAUUUUUGUUUUAAUCGCAUGGUAUUGCAUCGUUUUGUAUAUUCAGUAUGUGCUUUGUAAUGCUUUGUAAUGUCUACAGGUACUUGUGUACACAAUCUGGAGAACUUUUACAAGUUUCUUAAAUAUCAUUUUGAUUUUAUUAAAAAAAAAGAAAAUUCAUGUUGGAGUGUCAUGAAGUUUGAUGUUUCUGAAAUAGAAUUGCCUUUUUUUAUACAUGUGAUUGUAUUCCAACUUUGUUAAUUUGAUGCCCUUGAAAAAGUAGUUCAUCUUUCGUGUUUUGAAACCCUACUCAAAUCACG
Messenger RNA from Strongylocentrotus purpuratus (purple sea urchin), 4853 nucleotides. RefSeq names its product neurofilament heavy polypeptide. The record is from RefSeq and is a predicted model, not a curated record. Lineage: Eukaryota; Metazoa; Echinodermata; Echinoidea; Camarodonta; Strongylocentrotidae. The transcript has 6 exons. Bases 120 to 4226 code for a protein of 1368 amino acids.